AUGCCCCAACCAAAGCCGAAGAGAACCAAGAAAGCCCAGCCAAAGGCUAAAGUGACUCAGGUUGAAUCUGAGGACACUUUACCUAUAUCCAAACUGGCUGAGAGUGGGAAGACCGCUUCGGUUCCCACAAAAAGGUCUGCUGAAACACAGCCAUCAGAGUUCACUCAAUCAAAGAAGCCGAGGUCAUCGUUUGCGACGACCUCGGGUUCCAAAAUACCAAGAGUCCCCUGGGUGCCUGAAAUCACCCUGGAAGAUAAGCCUGUUCUAGCCUGUGACAGUGCCGAUGACAUCAAUGUCGGCGUGGCACUCAGUACUGCUGUUCUCCUUUCUGGCGAUCUUGAGCGGAAUGUCAAGAUGAGCGAGUACGAGAACUACGCCUUCAUGCUCCAACGUUCUGUACAAGAUGAGGAUAAGGAUGAUGAUGAGGCUUUGGUAAGGAAGCCCAAGGACGCUAGUGAGACCAAGUCUCCUUCUCAAGAUGAUCAAGUCCUAGACUUGACUCAUGAGGAGGAUGAGGAGGUUAUCAAGGAGACCACUCCUGAGCAAGUAUCAUCUGAUGUUCCUCCAGUCGAUAGAAGUCUUGAUCAAACACUUGCCGAAAUUGAUGCCGAGUUGGCGGCAGAAAAGAUUGCCGAGGUGGUUCCACCAGAAUCCUCCGAGGAUGAGGAUAAGGAUGAUGAUGAGGCUUUGGUAAGGAAGCCCAAAGACGCUAGUGAGACCAAGUCUCCUCCUCAGGAUGAUCAAGUCCUAGACUUGACUCAUGAGGAGGAUGAGGAGGUUAUCAAGGAGACCACUCCUGAGCAAGCAUCAUUUGAUGUUCCUCCAGUCGAUAGAAGUGUUGAUCAAACACUUGCCGAAAUUGAUGCCGAGUUGGCGGCAGAAAAGAUUGCCGAGGUGGUUCCACCAGAAUCCUCCGAGGUUCCAGCCCAUCCAGCUGUUGAUGCUGAAGGAGCCUGA
Camellia sinensis is the source of this 957-nucleotide messenger RNA. The record is from RefSeq and is a predicted model, not a curated record. NCBI's taxonomy places the organism in Eukaryota, Viridiplantae, Streptophyta, Magnoliopsida, Ericales, Theaceae.